UUUUCUCCUGUAGCCUUACAAUCACUCUUUGAGGCUAUGAUCUUGUUUCAACACUUCUUGUUCGGAAGUCAUUUAUGUGGCCAGUAAGAGCGUCAACAUAAAAAACUCCCCGCCUCUUUCCAACAAAGCCCCUGUACAUGAGCUCAGUGAAUAAAGAGUCAUUGCAGUUGGACGAUCAUACACACAAUGAGGAGCUUUAUCUUGAUAACAGCUUUACUUCUCUGCAGCCUCAGCUGGAUCACUGUCUCAGUUUCUGAGUCUCAGACUGUGGAGGUCCAGCCUGGUGAAGAAGUCACACUGCAGUGCUCCAACAUGUCCAGAACUCCAACUCCUGCGUUUUGGUCCAGACUUGUCAACAGAACCAAGAUUAGCUGUAUCUCCUCUAUGUACGGAUCUGGUGGCAAUGCUGAAUACUGUGAUGGAUUCCAAAAUGGGAAAUUCAAAAUGAGUUCCAACGUCUCUACUGUCUCUCUUAAAAUCAUGCAAGUGGAUUUAUCCGACUCUGGGCUGUAUUUCUGUGGAUUUUACUUGGACAGACGUACAGCACUUAAAGUAAUACACUUAAAUGUUCAAGGUCACGAUGAAUUCAGUGAUGACGUGGACAGCGAGUGUAAAAAAGAGUCUGAUGGAAUAACAAAGCUGAUGAGUGUGAUCCUGGGUGGUUUGACUGUUUUCCUUAUAAUGGUCGUCAUUGGUCUGGCUGUCAAAAUCAAGAAGCUUCAGACAGCUCCUAAUGAAGAACAAAAUACACCACAGAGUGAGAAUCUGGGCUCUGAUAACCUGAACUACGCAGCACUGAGUUUCAAUCCAAAACCCAAAAAAAUCCGAAGGCCUGCAUCAGGGAGAGAAGUGGAGCCAAAUGUGAUUUAUGCUGCCACCAGAUAGACUCAGGAAGCACCUGGAACUGCAGCUUAGAGGUUAACCGAUAACUUGUGCCAGUAUAUCACUGUGCUGUUGUGUUUUUGUACGACUGGCAGGUGGAAGAAGCAACUAUCACCAUGUCAAAAAAAUCCAGUUUGUAAUAAAGAUGUAUU
This is a messenger RNA of Thunnus maccoyii (southern bluefin tuna), 1034 nucleotides long. RefSeq lists its product as uncharacterized. The record is from RefSeq and is a predicted model, not a curated record. The coding region runs from base 187 to 885 and encodes 232 amino acids. NCBI's taxonomy places the organism in Eukaryota, Metazoa, Chordata, Actinopteri, Scombriformes, Scombridae. The transcript has 6 exons. Gene Ontology annotation, biological process: response to bacterium.